GCCUGGGAGGGCUGCAUUCCAGAGCACCAUUUAACUGCGCUCUCCCCGAUCUGGGCUACAACUACUCAUUACCUAUUUCAACUAACAGCUUUUUGACUUUUUGUAUGCUCGGAUUUCCUUUCCACUUGGACUUCUCGAAGUGAAGAGUCAGGCAACCAACUAAAAGGAAGCCUAAACCAAGAGGUAAAGAGAGUAAACCUCAAACAGGUGGAUGCUGUGGUGGCCAUGUUCCUCUGAGUUUGAUUGACGGGCCAAGAUGGAGCUGAAGGUAUGGGUGGAUGGCGUGGUCAGGGUGGUGUGCGGCCUAUCAUUGGAGACUUCCUGUCAGGAUGUGGUCAUCGCCCUCGCACAGGCUAUUGGUCAGACAGGUCGCUAUGUUCUCAUCCAGAAGCUACGAGGCACAGAGAUGCAGCUUGUGGCAGAUGACUGUCCCUUAGAGUCUCUGUCUUAUCUGGGUCAGCUGGCCAUCGAGGUCCAGUUCAUCUUGCGUCGCACAGGCCCCUCCAGCACUGACGGACCUAACAGACCCACCCUGGAUAGGGUCCACCCUUUACUCAGGCACCCUUCACCCAUGCCCUCCAGAUGCCGAGAGCCGAAGAAGGCCCUCACUUUCAACCUUGGUCCUUCUACAAUCCCCAGAAGGACUAAAGCUAACAAGGCCUGGUCACCUAGUCCAAGAGCCUCACCAGAGCCCAGGGCCUCACCUGUUCCAUCCCUGGUCUCCCCCACCGCCUCCCCUCCCCCACUCUCCCCGUCUGACCCAUCCAAGGAGGAGGUCUUCAGGCAGGUGCUGCAGCAGCAGGAGAUGCUACAGGACCUGGAGUCCCAUCUGGUGGCUUUGGAAAGGGAGGCAGAGGUGUGGGAGAUGGGGAGGCCUGUAACUCCUGUCCCAGGCCUGAAUCCCGGCCUUGUAGAGGAAAUGGAUGUGCUAGAGACAAGGCUGAGACAGAACGAGGCAGAGCUGCAUGGGGAUUACUGGGAGAAGCAGAUGCAGCGAGAGAAGGACAAGGAGCAGGAUAUCCAGGGACAUCUGCACCAACUCUACACCUCUAUGGAUGAAUACAACUUCCGGCUCAAGGACCUCCAGAGCCAUUCAUCCAGGCUGGGGCAGGACUUUCGUGUUGAGGCCCGCAGACGGAGCUCUCGUCCAGGCACCCCGCAACCAGAGGAGGCCCUGGGACCGCUGAGGGAGGAGCUACACAAUCGGCUUCAGAAGGGGGCAGAGGUGGACAUGUCAUUGACAGAGACGAAAAAGGCAUUGCAGACUGCAGAAUUACGGUUACAGGAGAGGUGUGAGGCGCUGGAGGAGCUAAACAAGGAGCUGAGGCAGUGUAACCUGCAGCAAUUCAUCCUGCAGACGGGUGUUCCCCCUAGCCCCUCUUACUCAGACUAUCCCCUCCCCGACCAGACACACGCCCACCUCCAGCCCAUCGCCACGCCUUACCUCUGCAUAGCAGGACUACUGGAGGAUGACCAGACUGACACUCUGACUGUAUGCUAGAAGCCAGAAGACGCCCCCUGGACUCUGAGGGAGGAGCUACACAGCUGGCUGCAGCACAAAGCGGAGCCGGACAUGUCACUUGCUGACUCCACUACAUGUCAACAUUCUUUAGACUGGGAGCAUCUGGAUGACUCUCCAAUUGCACCGUGUGUGUGUGUGUGUGUGUGUGUGUGUGUGUGUGUGUGUGUGUGUGUGUGUGUGUGUGUGUGUGUGUGUGUGUGUGUGUGUGUGUGUGUGUGUGUGUGUGUGUGUGUGUGUGUGUGUGUGUGUGUGUGUGUGUGUGUGUGUGUGUGUGUGUGUGUGUGUGUGUGCGUGCGUUUAACUAUUCUAGUAAACAAACAAGAUGUUGCCCAACUGGGGAUAUUUUGUUAGUCCCCAUGAGGUCAAAUGCUAUUUCUAGGGGGUAUAGGGUUAGAAUUAUGUUGAGGGUAAGGUUUAGAUUCUAGGGUUAGUUUUAGGGUUAGGAGCUAGGGUUAGGUUUAAGGUUAGGGUUAAGGUUAGGUUUGUGGGUUAAGAUUGGAGUUAGGGUUAAGGCUAGGGUAAGGAUAAAAGUACGGGUUAGGUUAGUGUCAGGUUUAGGGUUAGGAGUUAUGGAAAAUAGGAUUUUGAAUGGUACUGAAUUGUGUCUCCACAAGGUUAGCUGUACAAGACGGUGUGUGCGUGUGCGUGUGCGUGUGGACAUGUUUUUCUAUACUUGUGAGUAUCAAAGUCCUCACAACAAACUAAAAUUCAGAGAAGUGAGGACAUUUUGCCAAGAAGGCCAUUUUAGGGUUAGUGGAUAGGUUUAGGUUUAUUGUUAGGGGUUCAGGUUAGGGUUAAGGUUAGGUUUAAGGAAAAUAGGAUUUUCAAUGGGAAGAAAAUGUUAGUUCGCAAAAAGUUCUCACAGGUAUAGUAUGACAUAGCUCUCUCUCUCUCUGUGUGUGUGUGUGUGUGUGUGUGUGUGUGUGUGUGUGUGUGUGUGUGUGUGUGUGUGUGUGUGUGUGUGUGUGUGUGUGUGUGUGUGUGUGUGUGUGUGUGUGUGUGUGUGUGUGUGUGUGUGUGUGUGUGUGUGUGUGUGUGUGUGUGUGUGUGUGUGUGUGUGUGUGUGUGUGAGAGAGAGAGAGAGAGAGAUCUAUGGCUGGUGGAUUGGUUGACUUUUAAUACAGUAUAUGCAACAUUAUAGUAUUAAUGUAUCUAUUAACUUUAAAAUAUUUUAUGAAAUAUUAAUUUUCUAAAGAUGUACUCCCUAUGCAAUAAAGAUUACUUAAUGUU
This is a messenger RNA of Oncorhynchus gorbuscha (pink salmon), 2752 nucleotides long. RefSeq names its product ras association domain-containing protein 7-like. Gene Ontology annotation, biological process: signal transduction. The coding region runs from base 257 to 1501 and encodes 414 amino acids. The record is from RefSeq and is a predicted model, not a curated record. Lineage: Eukaryota; Metazoa; Chordata; Actinopteri; Salmoniformes; Salmonidae. The transcript has 6 exons.